Messenger RNA from Penicillium maclennaniae, 195 nucleotides. RefSeq lists its product as uncharacterized. The transcript is spliced from 2 exons. Bases 1 to 195 code for a protein of 64 amino acids. Lineage: Eukaryota; Fungi; Ascomycota; Eurotiomycetes; Eurotiales; Aspergillaceae. The record is from RefSeq and is a predicted model, not a curated record.
AUGUCUGGAGCGGACAAAGAACGCGUCGCAAAACAGACUGCUGCCCUAGGCGGACAACCACUAUACUCGGCUUUUCUAUUUCCGACUAACUACGGUAUUGAGCACGGGCCCUUUUUGUCUGACGAUGAGCUGUGGGCUGAGAUGUCGCUGGCCUUGUUCAAAGUGCUAGAAGAUAUCCGCCUCAAAUUACGUUAA